Penicillium digitatum Pd1 is the source of this 924-nucleotide messenger RNA. Its product is annotated as 4-hydroxybenzoate octaprenyltransferase. Gene Ontology annotation, biological process: ubiquinone biosynthetic process. Gene Ontology annotation, cellular component: plasma membrane. Gene Ontology annotation, molecular function: transferase activity, transferring alkyl or aryl (other than methyl) groups. The record is from RefSeq and is a predicted model, not a curated record. Lineage: Eukaryota; Fungi; Ascomycota; Eurotiomycetes; Eurotiales; Aspergillaceae.
AUGCCUCGCGGUAUAUGGGAGCUGGCCCGGCUACACACCCGUGAAGCCUGGCUAUGUUGGUAUCCCGCCAUCUGGGGGGCAUGUGUGGCCGCCGGUAUGCGAAAUACCUCGCUGGAACUGGCGCCAUUCCUCCGUUUAAUCUUCGGAAUUUGGGCUAGCGUGACAUCUACACAUUGCGCAUUUUGUACCUUCAACGAUCUCUGCGACCAAAAACUCGAUAAACAUGUCGAGCGAUGCAAGGUCCGCCCUCUGCCAGCUGGGAUGAUCACCACCUCUGAGGGCAUUUUAGCUUUCAUCUGCUGGUUGCCGAUCACACUCGCUGUUACUUGGAGCACAUUGGGCCCGGUCGUCACAGCGGGCUUCAUUCCCGUAUGGGUGCUGAGCACCAUCUACCCGUUCAUGAAGCGCAUCAUGCCAUUCCCGCAAGUGAUCCUGGGAGCGAUAAUUGGCGGCGCUGUGUUCCCCGGAUGGGUGGGAAUUACUGGAGAUCUGGAGAACCUGGAUGAGGCACUUCCUUUAUUCUUAGCUACAGCCUCGUGGGUUGUUUACUUUGAUCUCUUCUAUGCGACGCAGGAUCGUCCGGACGACGAGAAGAUCGGCGUAAAGUCACUCGCAGUCUUGAUGGGAAAGAAUGUUCAGAUCCUUCUGGCCGCUCUAGGGAUUCUACAGGUAUUGCUUUUUGCUAUCACCGCACUGUGGGCGGAUAUGUCGCUCAUCUUUUGGGUGCUGGGACUUGGUGUAUGGAUGGUGAGUGUGCCGUGGCACAUCUCGUCAUUGGACCUAAAAGAUCGACACUCAGGCGGCCGUGUUUUCAAGUCGAAUAUCAAGCUGGGCUUGUAUUUGACCGGUGUGUCUUUGUUGGAGCUCUUUGUGGUACACGUAUAUGAUGUUUCCGUGGCAAAUCUCAGGAUGGAGCUGCGUUAG